Messenger RNA from Drosophila obscura, 366 nucleotides. RefSeq names its product chymotrypsin inhibitor SCI-II-like. The record is from RefSeq and is a predicted model, not a curated record. Bases 64 to 303 code for a protein of 79 amino acids. Gene Ontology annotation, molecular function: serine-type endopeptidase inhibitor activity. NCBI's taxonomy places the organism in Eukaryota, Metazoa, Arthropoda, Insecta, Diptera, Drosophilidae. The transcript has 2 exons.
ACAAUGCACAGUUGUCUUUCGUUCGUACUUCGGAGAUCUGCAGUCUUGCCUUUUUGAAUCAAGAUGAAAUAUUUCGCUGUUCUGCUGCUGCUCUGCUGCCUCAUGGCAAGUGCUUUGGCCACUCUCAAGUCGCCUGUCUGUGGAGAGGAGUCUGGAAGGACUGGCGAUUGCAGGGCAGCGCUCCCGAAGUGGACAUAUCGCGAGGAUAAAAACGAAUGCAUUCAAUUCUUGUACAGUGGCUGCCAUGGCAAUGAAAAUCUGUUUGAUGACAAGCUAAAGUGUGAACAGACUUGCGUAGUCUAAGCCUAAAUACAUUUUCCCUGAUACCGUAGCUUUAAAAUGAAUAAAUUUUCAAGACUUUAAUGC